AUGUAUCAUCCUAGUAAACCGAUUAAUGUAGGAGGAGGAGGUGGAGGAGACAAUGAUCAACAACAGCAACAACAACAACAGCAUCAUCAAUCAGCUCCACCAAUAUCAACUUCAAUAUUUGGUUUGUUGGCUAGAUCACUCUCCUCUCCUCCAUCAAAUAAUAAUAAUAAUAAUAAUAAUAAUAAUAACAAUAGUAAUAACAAUAGUAAUAACAAUUAUAAUAAUAAUAAUGAAAUAUCAUCACCUCCAUUAUCAUCAACUUCAUCUUCCUCAAAUUCAUCAUCGACAGUACUUUUAAAGAUAAGGGCACCGACUUCGCCUUCAUCAGUAUCACCAAGUAUAUCAACCACGACCACGACAACAUCAUACUCGACUGCCGCUUCUUCUCUUACCCCAUCCUCAUCAUCAUCAUCGUCAUCGUCUUACAUCCCUUUUCUGCCAUCCAACACGUCUAUAUCAACUACAUCGACCAGUAACAACAAUAGUGGUGGUGGUAGUGGUAGUAGUGGUGGUGGAAGCACCAUUAUCAUGAACGACAAGACCAAAAAAAAGAAGAAGGACAAAAAGACUGGAGGGUUGAUUCCACACAGCCCAAGUAUUACCAAUCUUAAAGAUAUCAUUACUGGAGGAGGGAAUAAUAAUAAUAAUAAUAAUAAUAGUAAUAAUACGAGUAAUAAUAGUAAUAAUAACUUUAAUAAUAAUAAUACGAAUAAUACUACAAACAAUAACAAUAGUAAAGAGAAAAAGAGACUUGAAACAUUAUCAAUGUUGGAAAGAAAUAAGGUUGGACAAGAUGAUCUAUCUGAAAUGAAAGAAACCGAUGAAGAUAGUUUGGUUAAUAAUUUACAAAUUAGAUUUAAAAAGAAUAUUAUUUAUACCAAUAUUGGACCUAUUUUAGUAUCAAUUAAUCCUUAUCAAAAACUUGGUAUUUAUACAACUGAAAUACUCAAUAUCUAUAAACAGAGAAAUGGUAUUAGAUUACCACCCCAUCUAUUCUCUGUUGCUGAAAACUCUUAUCUAGAUAUGAUUGAUUUUCAUAGAAAUCAAGUUAUUUGUAUUUGUGGUGAAAGUGGUAGUGGUAAAUCAGAGAAUAACAAAUUGAUUAUUCAAUGUUUAUUGGGAACUACUCCAAGUCAUAAACGUACAAAUAUUGAAAAUCUAAUUUUAGAAUCUGGUCCAAUCUUGGAAUCUUUUGGACAUUGUAUAACUGCUUCAAAUUUUAAUUCUUCAAGAUUUGGAAAAUAUAUUGAAAUUUAUUAUAGUUCAUAUGGUGAUAUAAAAGGAGCAAGAAUUUAUAAUUAUUUUUUAGAUGAAUCAAGAGUAACCUAUCAUAACAAAUGGGAAAGAAACUUUCAUAUAUUUUAUCAAUUUUUAAUGGGAACUACGGAAGAGGAAAAGCAGCUCUAUGGCCUAAGUGAUAUCAACACCUAUCACUAUCUCUGCCAAGGUGGACUAUUUGCAGUGGAUGAAAUCGACGAUCAAAAGAAUUUUGAAAGACUCAGAAUGGCAUUUAGUUUCUUUGAUUUUACAUCUUAUCACACCGACCUCAUCUUUAGAACAUUGGCAUUUAUCAUUAAUCUUGGAAACCUUAAUUUUACUCAAACCAAAACAAAAGCUGAUAUUAAAGAUAGACAAUAUUUAGAAACUAUUGCAAAUUCAAUUUCAUAUGAUCAAUCAAAAUUGGAAUUAAUCUUUAUACCUGAUAAGAAUACAACUAUGCAGGAAGCUAUUGAAAAUCGUGAUUCUCUUGCCAAAUCAUUGUAUACUAAUCUAUUUCAAUGGAUUGUCGAUAUACUCAACCUCAAGUUGUCACCUGAAAGUCACGACCAUAUCAUUGGCCUCUUGGAUCUAUUUGGACAAGAGAAUACCCAACUCAACGGCUACGAACAAUUCUCUAUCAACUUUUUGGAAGAACAACUCCAACAAAUCUAUAUUCAAAAUAUUUUGAAAAACGAACAAGAUGAAUAUAGAAAGGAAAGAAUUAAUUGGAAUACUAUAAAUUAUAAAGAUAAUGCUGAAUCUUUAGGUUUAUUAGAAAAGAUUGUAAAUUUAUUAGAUCAAGAAUCAAAAAAUGAAAAAUCAAAUGAUGGUGUAUUCCUUGAGAAAUUAAAUUUAUUCCUUGGUAAACAUCAUUUGUAUUAUAUGAAACAAAAGAAAUUUGGUGUUGAACACUUUUUUGGAACCAUGUUUUAUGAUACAAAAGGAUUUAUUCAAAAGAAUCGUGAUGAAAUCUAUCAGAAAUCAUCAAAUCUCUACAAAGGUUCAAUCAUCAAAUCAUUUUCUGAUAAUACCAAUACUGCUAUCAAAACUUCAAGAAGAUCACCAUUAUCAAUUAUUAAAUCAUUACCACCAAAUGCAAACUUUCAUUUUAUUAAAUGUUUAAGACCAAAUUCCAAAAAGAUGCCAAAUCAAUUUGAUUCAAAGAUUAUUCCCAUUCUUUAA
Messenger RNA from Cavenderia fasciculata, 2442 nucleotides. RefSeq names its product unconventional myosin heavy chain. Bases 1 to 2442 code for a protein of 813 amino acids. The transcript is spliced from 8 exons. Gene Ontology annotation, molecular function: microfilament motor activity; actin filament binding; ATP binding. NCBI's taxonomy places the organism in Eukaryota, Evosea, Eumycetozoa, Acytosteliales, Cavenderiaceae. Gene Ontology annotation, biological process: endocytosis; vesicle transport along actin filament; actin filament organization. Gene Ontology annotation, cellular component: vesicle; cytoplasm; plasma membrane. The record is from RefSeq and is a predicted model, not a curated record.